AUGGAGCCUCCCCCUGAGCUUUCCCGUGACGUCUACACGGUUGGCUGGGUUUGCGUUACUGAAUCUGAGCUGCUGGCUGCUCGAGUUCUUCUUGACAAAAAACAUACUCGUCCAUCUGUCUCCACCGACGAUAUUUAUCAUGUUGGCCAAAUGGGACUUCACAACGUUGUCAUAGCACAACCGGUCUCCGUUGGCAAAGCUAGUGCUGCUGUCACUGCGGUGAACAUGAUUCGAUCUUUCCAAAAUAUACGCUUCGUGCUGAUGGUUGGAACGGGAGGCGGUGCUACUCAUGCACCUCCCAGACCUGGCGAACUUCAUCCACUCGAUAUCUUUUUGGGUGAUGUCGUUGUCAGUACCUCGGGUCAUGGUCAUGGUGAGUGGGUAUAG
Molecule: messenger RNA, 387 nt
Organism: Penicillium cosmopolitanum
Lineage: Eukaryota; Fungi; Ascomycota; Eurotiomycetes; Eurotiales; Aspergillaceae
Exons: 1
Coding region: 1-387 (128 amino acids)
Biological process (GO): nucleoside metabolic process
Molecular function (GO): catalytic activity
Source: RefSeq, a predicted model, not a curated record